Molecule: messenger RNA, 11783 nt
Organism: Porites lobata
Lineage: Eukaryota; Metazoa; Cnidaria; Anthozoa; Scleractinia; Poritidae
Source: the annotation of a GenBank genome assembly
GUUUUUAAAUACAGUUAUUUUGUUGGUACUUCAAUUACUUGUCAAAGAAUUCCGACGUCGAGAGGAUAGAAGGUCGAAAAUGAACAGAACUUUUGAAUUGAGUUUCCAAUAUAUAAGUUAUACAGUCUAUAUGUCCGAAACAUAGCAACUUUUCGAGUCUACCGAGGAACGUUCGUGUGGGAAGUUUGAUUAGUAAAUUUUGCUUCAGUUCUAUACACUAUUGUAGAAGAGAAAGUUGAGCUACUGAACUGAAUCAUUCGAGGACGAAUUUUAAGCACCAGUUUUCUUAAUUUCUACCGAGGAAAACCAUAUGCAAAUUUGUUUUGCUAAUUCCGGAGUUCAGCUGAUGUGCUGCCAUUUUCUUACUAAAGUAAAACCGAGUUCUGUCCAUCCGUUUAGAAUUUAUAUUUUUAUGACUGAAUGAAGGCUAAAGAGAAAACCACGACUACUAGAAGGCUUAUGGAAAAGUAUAACCAGUUUGAGCUAACAUGUUCUUUGCGGGGAGUAUUUCUUACUGUUCUCUUUCAUGCAUAAAUUACAAGUCAAAAGGAAUUGUUUGAAAUGACGUUGUGGUUCAAUCAUUUAUUUUCUCUCUGACAUUAUAGCUUCUUUGUGGAGUUUCGAACUAAUUUUGAGGUUUUAAACGGGAGUUUCUGUUCCUUGCCAUGUGUGAUGUGGAACAACGAGUGAAUUCGGAUCUUUGAUCAAAGAUUCUAAUCGAAAAUUGUGCGGAGCGCGUCCGUCACGCCUGGUCGCAACAUUGGUAAAGAAGCGGCAAAAUCAAAAGAAGAUUGAAGGCCCUUGUAGUGAUACGGGUCAGUAAAUUUUCUGUGAGUAGAGAGCCUGUUCGCAUUGUUUUAGUAAGGCAGCUUUUUUCUAUUAAAAAUUUGAUUAACACCCAAGCACCUUUGUCAGUGCACGACUGUAUAAAAACAUACCCGUAGGAAAGGUGGCCGGGAGAUUGUCAAGAUUUUUCCCCCCAGAUUCUUCUAGUUUGUGGUUUUAUUCACUUAUCAGGUUUCUGUCUGCGGCUCUUCACAAGGCUAUUACAAACCUGGGGUUCACUCGUAAAAACGCAUGUCCUUCCGAGUUAUCACAAGACUAGCUCACGUAAUGAUAUUUUUAAGUUCUGUUUAUAACCCUGUUUUUCAGGAUGAACUUGCCGCAAUGUUUUAUGUGAAAGAGGGAACGAUUUUUUUAAAGUAAACUCAAUUUUUUUUUUCUGUGGGGCUUAACUGACAGGAAACAUGAUUUAUUUAAAGCCUUAAAGUUUCCAUCAGUUUGAUAGAAAUGGGGAAGUUUGUUACUUGUGACUGGAUCAAAAAUAGAAACAUUGUGUUGCAGAUCAGAAAAGAACCCUUCUCUAAACUUUGUUCAUAACCAGCUUGCUUAAGUUUAUUAUUGUGGACAAUAUGUGACUCCUCUUAAGUAAGGGAUGCAUUCUAGGUUGAAAAGGUACUAAGAAAUUUGUGGCUAGAACAUUCAUAAAUUAUUAUCACAUGAAAUUAGGAAUGGAGACUAAACUGUGACCAUAAGAAGAGGCCAAGGAAUAAAAAUAAUGUCCAGCAUUUUUUAGUCUCCGUCUUGAAAUUCGAGACCUAAAGUUCCAGACAGCUUAGCAACAACAAUGUUGCUGUGAAUCAAAAGAUUUGACCGAAGAAAGAUUAUAACGUCAUGAGUGCCUUUUUAUAUAUAUUUAUAAAAAAACUGACUUCACAAUUCCAGCUAGUGCCAUCAGAUUUUUUUUUCAGUUUAAGUAAAUUCAAUUUCUGACUGCUUAAGUUAAUCUGAUAUUUUGGGUGUCUAUGUAUAAGGUUGAGAAAUUCCAGUUCUCUCAUGAUAGAAGCCUUACGUUUGUAGGUAUUCGAGCAAGGGGUUAUGGAAAGGAUUGUUAUUAUCCUUCCUCACUUGUAGACAUAGUAGUUUUAACAUUGGAGUUAUUAUUAAUGUCGGUGCAAUUCCAUAUAGUUCGACCUUUCAAACAAAACUUCCUUAGGAGUACUUUUGCGUGGUGUUGUUUGUUUCUUACUCGGAUUUUACUGAAAAAUAAAGGCUAAUUACUAGCAUUUUUUAAACUUUGCCUGUGUCCACAACUAGGAUUAAAAGGUUAUAGUUGUUUUGCCUUAUUUGUUUCAGGUGUGGUAUGAAAUGGCCAGAGAGUUAAUACCCAGCUUGCCAUCCUUCCCCCCUUUGGAACAUCAUUCUUCUCAAAGUUGCAGUACAUUUGUCAAGGUGCAACUUCAAUUGAGCAUACAAUAAACAAUAUAAUAUUAACAUUUUUUAAGUGACGUUUUACUUUAUGAAGACUGAAAAAAAAAAGAAAUCCAGGUGCUAAGCUUUAGCUUGACAUAGCUACCAGUUGUCUCAUUCAUAAAAUAAAUUAUAUUGUUUCAUGUUCCCAUGUGCGGUAAAAGAAGACUGUGUGUCAAGUUCACACCUCAGAGAAAAUCAGUCUUGCUGUUUUCUUGGCACUUACACCACAGCUUUAUCAAUUAGCUUUCAAGAGAUAAUAGCACAGGUUUAGCAGAUGACGAAACCUGUGACAGUAUAAAUAAAGCAAGGUUUCUGUGGAGCUGUGACAAAUUUUAUUCCCUUAAGUUAACUAAACAAGACGGUGUACAAGCAUUACCAUAUGCAGGCAUCUUAAGGUGAAUAUGUGACCAAUUUUUACCUACUAACAUUGUUCUCUGUAGUUUUCUCUGCAAUUAUUACAGUGGAACCCUGAUAACUUGAACUUGGGUGACUGUGGAAUUCCUCACUAAAUUGAACUAAAUUUCCUUUCCCUUGAUCAAAAAGUCACUGAAAUUUACCCCCAUAACUAAAAUUUUGGUUCCUUUGACUCCACUUGGAUGCCAUCUUAUUUGUUCUUCUUGCUGUAUGAGGGUAAAAAUGCUAAGCAGUUUGGUUUUAAUUGUUGAAGUGAACAGAUCACAUCAUAAAAAAAUGCCUAAAUAUGUUACUGUUUGUGAUGAAAUAAGCUAAAUUUGCACUGGACAAUAAACUGAAGUGCGAAAAAAUUGGUAAAUAUCAAUUUUUAACAUGGCAAAUUGAAUUUUGUAAUUAUCAACCCCGAUAAGUGGAACCCUCGCUAACUCAAACUUUUUUUGUUUCCCUUCAGAGUUCUAGUUACCUGGGUUCUACUGUACAUUAUAUUCUUUACUGUUUCUCUCAGUGAUUCAUAUUAUUUUGGUUGAAGAAAUCCAAAAAAUUUAUCUCUUUUUUUUAUUUCUUUUCAGAGAAAUAAAUCAAGUUGUACCCCCCAAGUGAUUGACCUCACAAGUGAAAACUCAUCAACUACUAUGUCCCAUCAACCACUAAGGCACAUGCCUCCUUAUCCACCCCACCCUAGUCACUCGUCAGCAUUUCACAGAGUAAACCAUCUACCUGGCCACAUGCCUGAAACUCAUGGGUAAGUAGAUUAUUUUAUUAUCAACAAUAGUAAUACAGUCAAUCUUCCAUGUGUGACCAACCAUCAUAAUUAAGCAACCACUUCCCAUUUGCGACUAUCUCAAUCCAAAACACAGAGUGAAAACCAUCCUAGUCAAAUCCCUCUUAUCAGAAUCUCUCAUAAGCAACGACGCCCACUUUUUGCUUAAGGGCAGCGCCGUAGCUAGUAUGAGGCCAACCGAGGCACUCGCCUCGGUAAAAUUUUGACGAAUUUCACCGAUCAUUUUUAUUUUACAUAAGCGAUCAUCGGAGCCUCUCAGAAAAGAUUUCGUGGCCAAAAUAUAACAGUUAAAAUAUAUAUAUAUAUAUAUAAGCAAAAUUUUCGCCGUAUUAAUACUGAAAACGCAGAAAACGCUGCAAAUCGCAUUUCCGAGAGACUAAAGUUCAAAAUUUCUCGGGGGGGGGGGCAUGCCCCCGAACGCCCCUAGCAACUCCCGCCUGCCUCAGUUGGCCGUUUGGGCUACGGCACUGAAGGGUUGUAUAAUUUCCAUUGGUUUUACCUUCUUGUAAGUGACCACUUGACACAUGAUGUGGUUUCUGUUGGCUGUAUGUAAUAUGGCUGCUGAGAGUAUACAAAGAACUUUCAGUGACAACAUGGAACUGCACUUUACACAUAACUUAGAAAUGGCAUGCAAUGACUCAUCUUCCAAAAAGAUGUGUUAGGACAUGUUAUCUAGGAAGAGGCUCCCAGUGUUUGUCGAUUGUGUUAUGCUACCACUACAUCUUUGCAUAUUGUGUGCUCACUUAUGGUGGGUUUAUCCGCUGUCCCCCUCUCCCCCAAGCAGUGUUGAUUGUGCUGAAUUAAAACUUGAAUGCGUAGCAUUAACCCUGCACCAGAAGGGGAAUGGGGGAGGGAAGAUGCCUCAAUUUGACAAGUUGGUGUGUUGUAUCCCAAAAUGAUUGUUUUAGAAAACAUGCUCCAGUAUCUGUUAUUGCUCUUUUCAUUGCUAAAUGUGAUAAAUUAAUACUUUUUUUUCAGAAACUCGUCCAAUCAUACUUGUCCUUUUCUUCAACAACAAAGGCAUCAACAGCAUCACCACUCAUCCCACAACAGACUUUUCCAUCCAUCAACAAACAGUAAUUUUUGUCCGCUAAGUAUGGCGUCGACGGUCCCUCUUCAGCACCAUCCACCCCACCCGGGACCUCCAGUUAUUAUCGACGUUGAUCAAAUACCAGAUCAUGUAAGGGCAGUUCCAGUAACAAGUCUUCCAAACUCAUUGCUGGUCGCCAGUGUGCCUGUAGCAGCUCCAACUUAUAUUCAACCACAUCAGCCUCCAGUGAGUUAAUUUUUUGUAGUAGUUAUUGAUUCAGAAGUGAUGUGCAGAUCUGCGUUUUAAGGAUAACUCUGUUUGGAUAUUACUAGCAAUAACCAAAGGUUAGGGUUAGGGUUAGAAACACUCGUUCCAACGCUGUGCUUUGCCUUAGUUUCUUUAAAAUGUGUGUGAUCAGAUUACAAGUGAUAGGAAGUCCAAAAAUACUGGAUCAGGUUGCAUUCUUUGCAUUUUCAUUCUUAAUGGAAGACCAAAUAAUGAAUGCUGAUUACAUAUGUGCCAUGCCUGCAUGAUAGCAACCUAAACAUUAGGAUUGCACAAUAAUAAUAUUGUCAUGUUUGGUAAUUAAAGUAAAUCAUUGCACACAUAAUCAGUUAGUGAUGUUAAACUUUGUAAUAUUAAAGAAUAAAUAAGAAUUUCUCUCACUAAUUUCUUUAGAUGGAUGUCGACCCCAGAGGAAAUAAUGGAGUCAGCACACACCAUCACCACCACUACCACCACCACCACCACCACCAUCAUCAUCAUUUUGUGCAGCCACCAUAUCAAGUUCCACAAACACAGGCUUACCACCCUUACCCCACACCUGGUGGAAUGGUAAGUACAUUAAGCUUCAAUUGUUUUCUCCAAAACAAGUUGUUGAUUGUAGUAAAAGCAACCUACCCAGGGAGGGUGGAGGGCUUUAGUGAUAAUAAUGCUGGGUGGGCAUUUACAGGGUUAACGCUCAUCAGAAACUUAAGUAUUUUCCUACUUUUCCCUGACCUCUAUGCAGUUUUUUGCAUUAGGUGGCUAAUAAUAAAAAAUAAUCCACAUACUUUCACUUGAGCUUUUUCCAUAGACCAUCAAGAGAGAAUAUACCUGUCUUCAUUUUUUAACUCUCUUUACUGGAGUUUAGGCACAAGGAAAACACAAUUCUCUGACUUUGACAAUAUCAGAGAACUUCUCCCAACCUCGAGACUUUUUUAUUUUCCCGAUUUUUCACUGAACAUAGCAACUGUAAUUUACAGGUGUUGUGGGCUGUUUACCAUUAAGGUCUGAGUGUAUUAUUCCAUUUGCCGGUUUUCAUCAUCAAUAAAAUAGCCAUUACUUUAUGACAAAAUCUAAAUACGGCUUGUGACUGAGAAUAUUUUGAAUGGCAGAUCUUGAAUUUUUGCUGAUAAAAAGUUUGGUUCCUGAUGAGGUCAUUAGAAAAAAAAUAAAGGAAGCUGCCACAAAGAGUUGUCUCUGUCCAUUUAAAAGUUUUAAAUUCACAAAAAUAAAUAGUUACAUUUCCAUUUUCAGCAUCACAGACACCACAGAAGAUGGCAUCAAAACGUCUCAGCGCAUUCGAGUUGGUCAUCACGGCGUACACAUGCAGCACCUCCUCCCCCACCUUCCAUGCACCCAUAUCCUGAUCUACUUUAUCAUCUUAUAUCUGUGAUGUCAAUGCAGCCCAUACCAACACAUCCUCCAACCCCUGCACGGGAAGAAGAACUGCACCCUCGUGAAAAUUAUGAGGUAUUAAACUUUCUUUUGAUUGAUUAGCCUGAACCCAUCAAAGUUGUAAGCCUUUGGCAAGCCUUGCAUGGUUGGGCCGGAGAAGGAAGUGCUAUUAUCUGGACUCAUGAACCAUGAAUGAAAGGAACUGUGUCAUGCAAUUCAUAAAAUUUCAAACAGUGAAACAUGAAAAUAACAGCUCAGAACAAGUAAACAAGUAAAGUUUUGAAAAUUUUUGAAAAUAACAGACAAACCUUAGGUCAUGGUAAGCUAGAAAAGGCCAUGGAAAAAGUCAUGAAAUUUGAAGAACUCAAAAGAGUACAAACCCUGAUGAAGUAGAGAGUCAUGAAACAUCAGCCCCUUUAAGGGAAUAAUUAAGUGAUUGUUUUUGUAAGACAUUGGACCAAUCUCUAGUUUUUGUGCUUUCUUAAACAACGUUUUCAUGAAAAUCUUCUUGCAGACUCUUCUUAAUUUUGCUGAGCAGAUGGGCGAAGCAAAGCCAAAAGGGCUCUCUCGUGUUGAAAUCGAUCAGCUCCCAACAUAUCGCGUUACAGCAGCAUCAAAAAGUGAAGAUGACGACAAAAGAUGUGUGGUGUGUUUAGUGGAUUUUGAAGAGAAACAACUUGUAAGGGUCUUACCAUGCCUACACGAGUAUCACACAAGAUGUAUUGACAAAUGGCUUAAGGUAAGAUAUUUGAAGGAUUUUUGUUAAAUUUAUUGCUGUAGGAAUGUGAAAUCAAAGAUGAGUAUUUUCUGCUCAAUGUGGUACAAGGCACCAAAUCAAUGUGUGGCUUGAAAUUUCACAAGAUUUUUAUAAAAGCUUUUGUAAUUGAAUAUUUAACUGCCUGCCUAGACUACAAUGUAGGUACAUUAGAAUCUUUACUUCACAAUAAUAAAUUUUUAAGUUACAAUCUUUGCUUGUCAGUGUAAUAUACAACAGUCAGUCUUUUUCUUAUGAUGCCAGUAUUUUCUUCUGAAAGGAUCAAAAGUUCAAAAAAGUUUGUCCCUAGAGCUACAGCAGUCUGAAGACCAAACUCACAAAAAUUUGAUCCUACCCCUGUAAAGACUUUAUGCCACACAGUAUCCAACAAAUGCUAAACUGUUAGUAGAGUGAGAAACUAGUAUGUGUUUUAACCAUUCCUUUUUCUUACAAUUUUGUGUGAAGUUGUCAACUUUCUCUCUUAUACUUUUUGCAGUCAAACAGAACAUGCCCCAUAUGCCGAGCAGAAGUAAAUGUCAAUGCAGAGUGAAGUACAAGAGAGGCGGAAUUGAAACCUGAAGCAACUUCAUCGCUAACUGAAGGAAACCACAGGGAUGAAAAGAAGGAUACAGAGCCAAAGCAUUCAAUGCUUUUCAAUUGAAUCACUGGGACAUACUUGUUCAUAUAACCUUACAUUUUUAAGGCAGAAAAUUGCGGCCUGCCUUUAAACAAUUUGAUAAGAGCUGGCAAGGCUGUAAGAAGCAAAGACGUUUGGAGGAAAUAUUUGGUGCUAAAUAGGGUGUUGAUCUUCUUGGGCCCACCUUUUGUUUAAGACAACAGCAUAUCAAGAAAUUUGGGCAAAACUGUCACGUUCUGUUCAAAAUUAUUGUGGGAUGGACGAUGGCUAAUCUGUUGCUAUCUUAGGGUAAAGUUACUUGUAACAAUCAGUAACCAAAUCAUGCUAACUGUAAACAUGUAUAUACAGGUGUAUAUCUGCCAAUUCCAAAAGUCAGUCAGUGGCAGGAGAUUUAUAUGCCAGGAUUAGACCUAAUCAUAUAUCUCUAGUUCUCAAGAAAAUGAUUGUGAAAAAAUACCCUAACAAAAUUGAUGAUUUGGACAGAGAGUUGGGGCGAGUCAGAAAAUGAUUCCAAGGGAGAGGCUGGCAGGUCACAAUACGGAAGGGGAGAGGAGGAAAAAAUAUUUUCCCUGUUUUUCCCCUUGCCCCCCCCUCCUCCCUAGUUUUCAAGUUGUUUUCAUGAUGGCAGCUGCAAUUAAUGUACCUCUUGAUCGCGCUUUCGUUAACAGGCUAGGGGAAAUGCAAUCAUUUAGAUGGACCUUUCUUUUGUUACAUUGGUUUUGAGUUUUUUCCACUUAAUUCUUCUUGGAAAAUGUGUCAGUUAAUGUUACAAUAGCUUAACCAGGAACAAAAAUUUGGUCCACAAUGGUAAGCUGGCUUGAGAUCAAAGUUUCAAAUUUUCAGGUUACAAUUGGCAGGUAUAUACAUGUAUAUAAUCCUCGGUACAUGUCCAAAAGAACUACCAGUACGUAAGAAUUACUUUUAAAAUAAUCAGGACAUAAAUCUGUGGUGAUCAUUCCCUUUUGCUCAUGAUGCAUUUGUUUGAUUUAGCUUGAUAGAUAUGAUAGGGAGAAAAUAGAUACUGCAUGGCGACAAAUGCUUAGGGUGUAAGGGUUAAGCUGAUGAUACAUGAGGAAGUACAUGUAUGGUAGGUUAUCUUGCGGUCACUACCCACAGCUUUUCAGUGUGUUUAUACAAGUGUAUAAAAGAACAACUUGCAAAGGAUUUUUGUGUUGACAAAUGAAUAGUUAUACAUGCCAAACUACCAUAUUUUGUUCCCCCUAAAGCAAAAAGAAUCUUAACUGCCUUUUUCCAAGCCUUGACAAGAGUUUCUAUUUUGAAAUUACUGAAAAUUAUAUGAAAGUGUUUCUGCAUGAUGAUGGUCUGACUGUAACCUGCCGCACUUAUAGGAAUGUAACCACAAACCAACCUAAAAUGAGCUUAAAUCACCAGAGUAUAAAUAGACACUUAUUACAGACAUGUUAAUUAGCCAUUAUUUGGGUUUGCUGAUGGUCUAUUAAGUAUUAUAAUGUGUCAUCAAUUCACAACUUGCCUGGGAAAAUAUUCAUGCUUGCAUUGUUUUAGCCUGUUUGUUGGUACUAAAACAUUAUUGUUGUGAAUUUAAAAGUUUGCAUAAAAAUUUUAUCGCAUGUAUGGGUUAUUAGCUUUUCAAUGUGCUUCAAUUUUGGGCGUUAGGACACAUUUAUACAGUAUACUGUAGUUGGUACUGGAUGUUUACCUAUUCAAGUUACAUCACAUUUUUACUGAGAAAAAGAACCUCUGAUAAAUACAGAACUUUACCCUACUCCAUUGCAAAUAGUUAAUUAUUCAUCAGCCUUAUUACUUAGCGUUCCUAUAAUUCUCUGCAAAAAACCUUUUAUGUCACAGCUGUUUGUAAAUAGACUAGCUACUAUGGGUAGAAGAUGAGCUUGAUAUGAAAAAUGCAGAACUGGGAAAGGAAUACUACAUGAUACUUAUAAUUUUUAUAAAGCAAUGUUGCAUAUAUAGAUAUAUAGGCUACGGUUUCAUUCAAGUGUACAAAUGAAGUCUAAAAUGUGCAGUGAGCUUUAAUCUGUUUGUCAAGCAUUCUCAUUUCCCAGUGGCAUCAAUCCCUUUGGUCAGUACAAAUGAUUGGGUCAGGUCCCAAUCCUUGGCUGACUUAACCCUUUAAGUCCCGAUAGUGACCAACAUCAAUUUUCUCCUAACAAUAUCCAUAUGUUGCCAAGAGAAAUGAUUAUGAGAGUUAAUAAAAUGAUCACCAAAGAAAAAAUGCUUUGAUCUGUUAUCAAACUCUCUCAACUAUUUUUUUAAGGAAAUGUAUGAAGGUCAGUAUGGAGAAUCUAUAUGUGGAUAUCGGGGCUUAAAGGGUUAAGGAUCGAGGCCUCUGGUGAUCAGAAUGGUUGUCAAGCAACAGAACAUUGUGAUUGUUUCCAUCAGUUGGACUUCUAUACCUGCACAUCCUUAGUCCUCUGUACAUGAAAUUGCAAUGAAAAUAAAUUUCAAAAUAACAACCUAAUUGUGAAAUGCUUAUUCUAACUGCAAAAUAAUCUUUGUUUUAGUAGACAGGAACUAAUUUUUGAUGCAACCAACACAUGGACUCAUGGCUAUAACGAAACUUCAGCUAAGCUAUUUGAAAUUUUGCCAACCCUCAUAUCUAAACACUGUUUGCUUUAAACAGCAUCAAAAAGGCUUGUUGACCAAACACCUUUUGUCUGCUUUUGACAAAAACUGGGAUCAGACUGGACCUUUUCCUGUAAUCCUAUCCCCAACUGUCUACGUGGAUUGCCUCGUUCUGGUCUGGCUAGGUUUUGUUAAUGCUUCCAUUUUCUUAACAAAAACACCUCACAAACAGAUCUAAAGGCAGAAUGAGUCCCCUAAACUGCAGUCUAAGUUAGACUUCAAUGUAAGAUGUUUGCCAGUAUUCCUUUUGUUUCACAAGCAAAUUCAAGGCUUUUGGCUGAAGAAUGUAGAAGCUUACCACAUUAAGUCACAACUCACUUUAUCCAGGUAAACCUUCAACAGAGGGGAUACUUCAAAAUAUUAAGUGUUAAACUGUCAUAUUCUCCCUCCAAAAUGUGACUCUUGUACAUGAUCGCGAAGCAAAAAGAGAAUUUGAUCUUAGAUCAGGACUCACUUAAGCCUAGGGCCUUUCUCUUUGUACCACUGUGGGCAGAAAGGGGUGGGGAUGAGGCUUGGCCAGGGAAAACCUAAAUUUCCAUUGCUGUACUUUAGAAAAGCAAGUACUAAACAACACAAAUUUGUAUGAACACAAUAUUAUAUUAUUACCGGUAAUUAGAAGGAGUGGGGGCUUAAAUAUAAAUAACUAUUUUUUGGUGCCUCAGACUAAGGACUAAUAAAGAAGAGGGUAGAGGCUUGUGUGGCAUAAUAGAGAAAAUAAAAAUUUGAAAGUCAACAUUUUGGUCUGUACAGAUGAUAAUCAAAGUUGGAAAUGUUAAAAUCAUGAAUGUAUAUUAAAACCAUUAGAAGUCUCUAGUGUUUCUGUGGUUUGGUGAGGUGAGAGCGUAAAAAUAUUAGACAGGCAGGUUAUUAGCCCUUAAAGCCUCUUCAUCUUCUCCACACUGUUCUUCAUACAUUCCUUAUGGUACUGCUUGAGAGAAUUUGUUGUAACAUCACACCAUUUCAUCUUUGGUGAUCAUUUCAUCAAUUCUGAUGACCUGUCUGUUUGAUCAGGCAGUGUUAUUGCUGGGAGAAAUUGGAUGUGGGUCACUAUUGGGGGUUAAAAAAAUAUUGUUUAUUAUUAUCUGAAGCAGUUGUAAGUUGUCUUUGGCCACCUAUCACUGAUCCCUGAGUAUCUAAGGAGUGACAUUUAUCAGCCUGCAAAGAAAGUCGUGUCCGAUAGCGCGGGACUAGUGGAUUUUGCUAUCAUGCUAGUGAAUUCUGUUCUUAACUUGCCAGAUGGGCAAGUGCUGUUUUUUUUUGGCAAAUUCAAAUUACAGAAGGAUUGGAAUCAAUCCUGUAAUCAAAAAGAGUAUUGGGGCUAGUUGAAAUGACUGGGCUAGUACAUGUUAGCUACUGCUUGCCCGAAUAGCAGGCAGUAAAACAGACUUUCUUUGCACCCUGCUUUUAUGCAACGUCUUGCUGUGUAAACAAUCUUUAGCAACAGAGACAGACAGGAGGUUGCUCUAUUCACCGGCUUGGCAACACAUAAACAAUAAACCUAAGAAUGUCUGACAAUGCGCAAUUAAAUAUUAGAGCAUGAUGGAAAAGAAACACACCAGCCCUUUCAGAAUUGAUAUCUGUUGUAAAGUUUAAAAAUGCGAUAAAGGAACAGGAAGCAGUUUUUAUAUAUCUUGAC